Messenger RNA from Cucurbitaria berberidis CBS 394.84, 6237 nucleotides. RefSeq lists its product as uncharacterized. Gene Ontology annotation, biological process: fatty acid biosynthetic process; secondary metabolite biosynthetic process. The record is from RefSeq and is a predicted model, not a curated record. The coding region runs from base 1 to 6237 and encodes 2078 amino acids. Lineage: Eukaryota; Fungi; Ascomycota; Dothideomycetes; Pleosporales; Cucurbitariaceae. The transcript has 8 exons. Gene Ontology annotation, molecular function: oxidoreductase activity; fatty acid synthase activity; phosphopantetheine binding.
AUGGUCAAAUCAAAUUCCGCCAUUUACACUUUGGUUGGGGGUUACUCCUGUCAAACGUUGUUUUGGUGUGACCGCGGAUGUGGCAUCGAUACAACCGCAAUUCAACCCAAUAGCGACAACGGUAGCAGGGCUGAAUACUCGACCUCCAAUGAUACCACGAAUAGGCCAGUAGAUGACACUGGCACUCCUUCAUCCACCACUUCAUAUGAGGAUGCAUACAUCCACGGCUACAAGGAGGGAUACGCUACGGGCUACGGAAAAUCUCACAUUGAACUCAAACACCAACCUAUCGCUAUCAUUGGCAUGUCAUGCCGUCUCCCCGGUAGUGUCAGCACGCCAGACGAGUUCUGGGAGCUUCUCGCGCGCUCUCGAACCGGCUUCACCUCCAUCCCACCAUCUCGGUUCUCUGCAAAUCGGUUCUUCCAUCCCAAUCCCGGAAAAAGCGGUACCACUAACGCACGUGGUGGCAACUUCCUCACGCACGAUUUAACAGCCUUCGACGCGCCAUUUUUCGGAUUUACGCAGCAGGAAGCAAUUAGUUUGGAUCCACAGCAGCGGCUGUUGCUAGAGUGCACAUUCGAAGCGCUCGAGAGUGCAGGCGUUCUCAAACAUGAUGUCGUGGGCAAGGACGUGGGGGUUUUUGUAGGAGGCACAUUUUCGGAAUAUGAAGCCGAUUUGUUUCGCGAUCCAGAAACGAUUCCGAUGCAUCAGGCAACAGCUGCCGGUGUUCACUUGAACAUGCUACCAGAGUUCUGGAUAUCUUACUCGAUGUCGCGAUUGUUUGGAGAAGCCGGUAGAUCGUUCGCAUUUGAUCAGCGAGGAACAGGAUAUGGUCGUGGUGAGGGAUGCGGCAUGAUCCUCUUGAAGCCACUAGAUCAAGCUAUCAGGGAUAACGACCCAAUCCGAGCGGUCAUCGCCGGUAGUGGCAUCAACCAGGAUGGAAAAACGCCCGGAAUCACAAUGCCCAACGGGUCUGCACAGGGCAUCGCUGGGGUCAUCAAGACGGCGCUGAUGCUCGAACGCGGCUUUAUCUUGCCGAACUACGACUUCAAACAGCCAAACGAGAAAAUUCCUUUCGACGAAUGGGGCUUGAAAGUUCCCAUUCGGCAACAACCAUGGCCGUUUGGGAAGCGAUGGGCCAGUGUCAACGGAUUUGGUUUCGGCGGCACCAAUGCUCAUGUUGUGAUGACCAGAGGCCCCCUUGAGCGCAAGACCAUGAAGGAAGAGGUGGACACACAAACUUCUGAGCGACUUUUUGUAAUAUCAGCGAACGACAAAAUCAGCACAGAAAAGGCUAUGCAGAAUGUCGGAAUAUACCUAGAGCGGCGGCCCGAAGUCUUCCAGAACGAUCUCCUGAGCAAUCUCGCCUACACGCUCGGUCAGAGGAAAUCGUUGCACCCGUGGCGGAUCGCAAUUAGUGCAUCAUCUUCCGUGGACCUCGUGGAAGCUCUUUGCGGCGGUAAAGUUACACCUGCAAAGCAAGAGCUCGACGAGCUUCGCUUUGGCUGGGCAGAUGCACACCUCCGAUCUAUUGGCGCCACAUUCUCGCUUUUAGAGGAACUCGAGAAAGACGAGCAGUCUACACUGGUGAAUGCGGCGACCAUAUCGCAGCCUUCGUGCACAGCCGUGCAGUUGGCGCUCGUUGACCUGAUGCGAUCAUGGGGAAUCAGCCCAUCAGCAGUUGUAGGUCACUCCUCCGGCGAGAUUGGAGCUGCUUACGCUGCUGGGCUCAUCACCUUUGACGAUGCCAUGACGAUCGCAUAUCACAGAGGUCGUCUUAUUCCCAUCUUAAAAAAGAAAUUCCCUAAUCUAGACGGUUGCAUGAUGGCUGUUGGAGCUGGCAGAGCCGAGAUUGCCCCCCUGCUGGACCGUAUCUCGCCGUCACUUGGAGAGGCCCGAAUCGCAUGCAUCAAUAGCCCGUCUAGCGUUACUGUAUCUGGGGAUGCUGAUGCUAUCAAAGAAUUACAAACGCUUAUCGAAGAAGCACACCCGGGCAUGUUUGCUAGGACGCUUCAGUCAUCUUCCGUACGCUUUCAUUCCUCGCUUCUUGGUCGACUUGCCUCCGGUAUCGAGCUGGAUUCAACAUAUUGGGUGCAAAACCUGACUUGUGCAGUCCGAUUUGACGAAGCCGUGCAGAGCAUGUGCCAACCAGCGGAUGAUUUCAAGACAGGCGUCAACUUCCUCGUCGAGCUUGGCCCACAUGCCGCGCUUCAAGGCCCGAUCAAGCAAAUCCUCAAGCACGUUGGCGGUCCAGCAACGAAGAUCGCAUAUUCCUCUGCUCUUGGGAGGAAGAAGAACGCAGUUCAGACAGCCCUUGCCUUGGCUGGGACACUCUUCGUCAAAGGCGUUGCACUCAACAUGGGCGCGAUCAAUUUCCCCACACCCCUCGACAGGCCGUCGCAGGUGCUUACAGAUCUUCCACGUUACCCCUGGAACCAUUCAACCACAUUCUAUCACGAAUCUCGACUUACUAAGAUUCACAAGUUCCAUGAUGCCCCAAGAAACGACAUCAUCGGAGUUUUAGCUCCAUAUUCGAACGAUUUCGAGCCAACAUGGAGGAAUGUUGUACGUCUAGAUGACUUGCCGUGGCUACGUCAUUACCAGAUGCAGGGUAUAACCAUAUUCCCCAUCUCAGGGUUUGUAGUUAUGGCACUUGAGGCAAUCGUCCAGCGAGCUCAGACACAGAAUGUCAAUUUCGAUGUUUUAGAGGUCAAGGACCUAGCCGUAAGAGCUCCAGCAAUGUUGACAGAAGAAGACCUGGAGAUGACGAUUACGUUACGACCGAGUUCCGAGAGCUUCGAACGUGGGCUAUCGAAUGAGUUUCAUAUACGUUCAUGGUCGAAGAGCAAAGGCUGGACAGAGCACUGUACCGGGAUAGUGUCUGCUGCUUCUGCGGACAGAAACGAAGUUGAUGGAGUGCGCGCACAGCAGAUCAAAGAACGGAAGAUACACUCGAGGAGUUCAAAACUCAGCGAGGCCGCGAUCGAGCCAGUGGCUACUCAAGCCAUGUAUGAGCAGCUCUCUGAGAUUGGUGUCUCUUACGGAGCGACAUUCCAAGGCUUACAGAGCUGUCACGCUUCGUCGAACGCUUCUGCGGCACAGAUUACGGUGGCUCAUACUGUCGCGGAGAUGCCUCAACGCCAAGAAACGGACUACAUUCUACACCCGUCGUUCCUCGAACAACUCAUUUCCAUGUAUUGGCCCAUCCUCGGCGCCACAGGACCCCCCAAAACAGUCCACCUACCCUCGUCUAUCGGCAAGGUUACGGUCUCAGCCAAAGUAUGCGAAUACCUCCAGAGUCCCGGAUGCAGCUUGCAAGCGUUCUGUCACGCAAUGAUAUCCGUUGAAGAUCUUUCAAUCUCGCCUAUCCUCGAGAUGAGCGCUGGAACAGAGGUGGAGGGUCCUCGUGAGCUUUGCUACAAGCUUGAAUGGGAGCCCAUAUCCGAGGCCGGGACUAAUGGGGUCAAGUCACCUCAGUUCAGCGCUGAAGUAGUCAUCAUCCAUGACCAGACUGAUGAACAGGCAGAAUUGGCUUUCGCGCUAUCAGAUCAUCUUAAACGCCUGUCUGGAAUUCAGUCAACGAUGAGCACCCUCUCAUCUGCCGUUCCUCUUGCGAGAGACAAGUUGUGUAUCUUCCUUGCGGAGCUCAACCGACCAGUGCUGGCAAACCUCAGCGCAGCAGAGUUUGAAGCACUCCAAUGUCUCAUAACUAGCGUUCAAGGCGUUCUGUGGGUGGUUCGUGGAGCAUACGUCAACCCCAAGAACCCCGAUGCGAACAUGGUCACUGGGUUGAGCCGGGCAAUUCGCUCUGAAGGCACGCUCAUGAAGUUCGUUACCCUUGAUCUCGAUGCCGGGAAAGAUUACGAUCACACAGAUAUCGCUCAGACAAUCCUGCAUACUUUCAUCCGAGCACUUGCUGCGAGCAGCAACAUGGAAGAAACCGAGUUCAUGGAACGAGAUGGAAAGCUGCUGACUCCGCGUAUCGUCCACGACACAACCAUGAAUGAAUACGUAAAUAAUCGAGUUCAUCCCUCUGCAACAGAGUCGGCACGUUUCUCAGAUAUCGAGAGGCCACUGAAGGGAGCAUCCACUACGCCAGGUGCAUUUGAUUAUCUCAUAUUCGAGGAUGACGAGAGUCUUCAUUCACCGCUUCCUGAAGACCAUGUCGAGUUUCAGGUUAAAGCAAUCGGUAUCAGCCCGAAGGCCGGCACAGCAGACUCAGCGAUUGGAACUGAGUGCAGCGGUAUUAUAACCGCUGUCGGCUCUGCCAUUGCCCAUCUCAAAGUUGGCGACCGCGUUGCAGCGAUUGAACCGAACGGCUCUUUGUCCACGAUGGCUCGCGCGCAUUCUCGCUUCCUAUUCAAGUUUCCAGAUCAUAUCUCGUUCGAGGCAGCCGCAACGAUGCCCAUCGCCUACUGCACGGCAAGCUAUGCACUCAUGGAGCAAGCCAGGCUACUCGAAAGCGAAACCAUCUUGAUUCACGAUGCUGCAAGCGCAGUCGGUCAGGCUGCGCUUGCGAUUGCGCAGAUGAUCGGCGCAGAAGCUUGGGUCACAGUUCAAAAUGCAGAGGAGAAGGAUCUUUUCAUGCGCGAGUGCGGCAUAUCUUCGGACCGCAUAUGGUUCGUAGGAAGUGAAGCCUUCGCCGAGAGCUUACGAGACGCAACUAGUGGCCGUGGAGUCGAUGUCGUCUUCAACACGCUCACAGACGCUCACAUGCUCAGCGCGACCUGGAGAUGUCUCUCAAUCUUCGGCCGCUUCGUGAAGAUCGACUCGGCACAUGGUAUGCUCGGAAACAUGCCCCUUGAGAUGAACGCUACGUUGCUAUCUGCAGACGUCCUUGCGCUUGCCAUGCAUCGACCACAGGUCUUGCAACGCACGCUCGCAGAUGUCGCUGGGCUGCUGCGAUAUGGCAGGAUUCAUCCCAUUCGCCAGGUCAAAGUAUUUGGCAUCUCGGAACUUGCAGCAGCCUUGCAGAACGUCCAGGGUGCCGGUAUACACGGGAAGGUGGUAAUCGUCCCGUGUGACGAUGAGCUUGUCUUGGCUCCACGUCUCGAAAAGCAUGACAUGCUCUUCCGGCCAGAUGGAACGUAUAUUCUCAUUGGUGGCACGGGUGGUCUGGGACGCAGCAUGGCCAAAUGGAUGGUCGGCAAGGGCGCGAAGAACAUUGUUCUUGUCUCUCGAAGUGGCGCAAUGAAAGGCAAGGCACAAGAGCAAAUCGCCGCUCUUAAUGACACUGGGGCAAAUAUCGUAGUCCGCCGCUGUGAUGUGGCGGACCGGAGCGACGUCGACAGUUUGAUCUCUUCUGGGUUGGCAGAUCUACCACCCGUACGCGGCAUCAUUCAUGGCGCCAUGGUGCUUCACGUAAGUCUUCCCCCUCACUCAUUAAAUCGGUUCGUACUAACAUCUCGCCAGGACGUCCUCUUCGAGAAGAUGACGUACGAGCAAUAUACCACCGUAAUCGCGUCCAAGGUUCAAGGCGCAUGGAACUUCCACCAUGCGCUCUCCACAGCCAGAACACCCUUAGAUUUCUUCGUUGUCAUCUCCUCUGCUGCUGGCGCAGUCGGAAAUAGAGGCCAAGCUGCCUACGCAGCAGCAAACACCUUCCUCAACGGCUUUGCGCAACACCUCCUCGGCCAAGGCAUCUCCGCCGCUUCAAUCGAUCUGACCGCAGUAUCCGAUGCAGGGUACCUGGCCGAAGAUGCGGAAAAGGCGGCAGAGGUAGCGAGGAAUCUUGGAAGCGACACCAUUUGUGAAGCGGAAGUGCUGGCACUGAUCCAAGCCGCUGUCGAAGGCAAACUGGCUAGCUGCAACGGCCAUCCUAUCACGGGAAUGCGCAUCACGCCCACGAUGCGACCCUUCUGGUCCAACGACGCAAAGUUCGUACAUCUACUUCGUGCCGCCGAAGCAGCUUCGGCCUCUUCUGCCACUGCGACAACAAUAUCCUGGAGCGCCGCAUUCAAAGCUGCUCCGUCGCGGCUUGACGCUGAGCAAAUCGUGUGCGACGCGUUAGUCGAGAAGAUUGCUGAGGUCAUUGCCAUGGAGCCCAAGGAGCUAGAUAUCAGUCGCGCGCUCAGUCACUACCCGCUAGACUCGUUGACGGCGAUUGAAGUGAGGAAUUUCAUUACUAGGAUGUUUGAGGCGAAUUUGCAGGUUUUGGAGCUGCUGGCUAGUGGCAGCAUUGAGACGUUGGCGAAAGUUGUGUGUACCAAGAGUAAGGCUGCGUUGCCUGCGGCUUAG